UUUGUAAACGAUUAGUGGGAGAGACAGUUGUGUUACCGAUUCGCCCAACUUUGUUUUUGUGUGUUAAUUUUCCUCAUCAAGAACUAAAAUUACAUGUACAUUCUGAGGGAUUGGAUUUAAAAGGUGUUAUGCCUGGCUGAUUCGUUGUGGAGACUAAAAAUAGGGUCUCGCUUCAAAAACCGGUUCUGAAAAGAUUUGCAUAGAGUGUCAUAUUCACGAUCAGACCAAAGUUUUACAUAACAAUACCAGGGCUGGAUAGCCAGGAUAAUUCCCUAUAAACUGCCGGGUUGUUGUUAUUUUUGAGUGUGAGACUAACAGGUUGUUUAUUUUCUGUGGGGAUUACUUAUAGCCAGUGUCCAAAGAUCGGAGGAGGGGACAGAUACGUCGCGAAUUGACGGAAUGGUUCCAGAUUGGUGCCCCACGUAAACACAGACCGCAACAUGGUAAUUCAAAGGGAGGAACAGAUCCUUGUCCGGAGACGGGUCCUGUACAUUGGGAGCUCGGUCCCCCUGGAGACCACUGAGGGACUGGAAGCCAUACAGCAACCCCUCCGUGACAGAUAUCCUGUUGGGGACAACGCCCAAAUUCAGGGGAUAGAUGCUUGGGUCAACAUACUUCCGUCUGGAAUACGCAUGCAAUAUGUGAGAGACGCAAGUACUGUUAUAGAGUUUCCUAUAUUUUCAUUGACACUAUGUGCGGCAGUCCGACAGGUUCGUUCCGUCAAUGGCGCCACUGGCGAGAUGACGUCGAAAUUCGUGUCUCUGACGUCACAACAAGCAGGUGGUGCGAAUUCCAAAAAUCCUGCCAUUUUCACCGCGAUUACUCGCAGGACAAAGGGGAGGAAAGUGUUGGAAUGUCAUGGAUUUUUAUGUGCAAAUGAUCACGAUGCUCUGGAGUUAGUGAAGGCUACCAAAUUCAUUGAUGCUAAGUAUAAACAGCGAGGAACCACCAGCAACAGGAGUUCCUUUGUAGCCCCAUCACAUCCGACUCAAAUUCCACAACCACAGAGUGGUCGAGUCGAGAAAAUUGUCAAUGGAGGUUCCGGUAUUCUGAACGGAAAUGUGCCAAACGGUAAUAUGAAGGCAGAUUUACAUCCAUCAGGCUUUAAUGACGUACGUUUGCAAACCGGCGAAGUGGUGGAGAGUGUUAAGGAUGCCGCGCCCGAGUUUUAUGACACUGUCCCUACCACUGGAUACUUCUACAGCGGAGCCAAUACGGAGGUUAAAAAGUACAACAUCGAAAAAUUAGGAGAAAAGGCAUACUCUGAUAUUGGACCCUCACGAACACCUCGCCCAAUUCAACAGCGGCCGCAGCAUCCGACAAUAUCGGCUCGAGGCGGGCCUAUGCCACCACCAAUGGUAAUACCUGGACCACGUAUGAUGGGGCCACCGGGUAGACACCCAAUGAUGGUACCACCCCCACCGGGAAGACCUAUAAUGGUUGGACCUAGAGCAAGGUUCUUUUCGCCACCGCCGCCCAUGAUACGGAGACCAAUGUAUGGUGGCCCGCCGCCACCCCCUGGUGCAAUGAUGUACGGCCCGCCGCCGCCCCCGAUUUACGUUCGAAGACCAAAACAACGUCCACGGUCAGGAAGUCGAUCCAACUCUUCAUCUUCGGGAUCUGAGAGAGGAAGGGAUCCGGACGACACAUUUGCAAAGAGAAUGGCCAACGGGAACUCAGAUUCCGGAAGUGAUAUUUCCGGAUACAGACCACCGACGCCGCCGCGCGAUUAUGAAAUGAAUCUAGAGGACAGGAAACGAGAGAGAUUAAGCAGACGUGAUAAACAUGAACGCAGACGACGACGAAGCCGGUCUCCCCCCGAGGGAAGGGGUCCACAAAGGAUGAUGUAUCCUGGAUAUCCGCCCGCCCCAUUUAUGCACCCGGUUUAUGGCCCUAUCUAUCCUACAAUUUACGGAUACGGAAGGUCAAGGUCAGUUCCGCCUCCUAUGAGGUACCCUACAGACGCAAAACCAUCAAAAAAGAAAGAAAAGAAGAAUAAGAAGAAAAACCGCAAUAAUGCACCACCACCCGAGACUGGUUUCGGUGGAUACACUUCCGAGAUCCCGUUCGGCGCCUUCCCGGCUCCAGGUCCUUACGAUUCUCAACUACGACGACCACGUGACUUCCGGCGGGAAGAAAACCAAUUUCUAAACGAGAAAUCGUUUUCUCAAAGCAUGAAAGAACAGACUCGUGUAUCUAAAGGCAAUCCUAAUGGCGACCAUUACCCAACAGCAUACGAACUCAAUAACGCCGGAAAUGACGACGAUCGGCAAAUUGAAUCAGAGUUCAUUUACUAAAACAAGUGGUUACUAAUAAUCAAUGUGUCGUGCAAAAAUGAGACGUUUAUAAAUGUGAUAGUGCUACAUGUAGAAUGACUUGAUAUUUUACGAAUCUUGCGAGUUCUGAGCUAUGUCGGCAAAUUCCUGUUGACGACACGACUUUAGGUGUCAAAGUUCGGAAAUUCUUGGUAUCAAGACACCAUUUUGGUAAUUUUCUGUCGCCAUUUAAAGUGCGGAAUUCUAUCUGCCAUUAAAAAGACUGGGGGAGAGAUUGAAUGUCUACAUCCAUUUAACGUCGCUGCAUUGUUUACCAGUUCAAGUUUAGUGCCUUGCCCUAGUUGUCACACAUGGUCAACCAUAAAAGUUUCUAAAAACAUUUCUUAAUGAAAAUACUUUUAAUCGUAUCAAUUUUUGAGAAGCAUUACUACAUGUAUCAAAAAUACUCGUGCUUUCUACAAUAAAAAAGAUAAGGUUAAAUUCUUAACAGGUAUAUGCAUUUAUUAUUCACGUUUUAUUCUGAUUUUAAUGUAUUCAGACACAAACCAACUUGAAGUUAUGUACAUUCUUUUAUUUACAUUGUAAAUAGCCUAUCAGGGUUGUAAGGGCCAAUUAUAGAUAAUGCCCCAAUACCAUACCUACAUGUAUGCAUGUUUGCGAUAUUAUGCCACAUACAAUUAUAAGGCACAUAAUCGCAUUGGAAAAUAUUCUUCACGUUCAUGUUAUGUAUUAUUGACAUUUAAUUGUGGUUUCUUCUUUUAGAUAUAUAUAUAUAUAUAUAUAUAUAUAAAUUUAUUUUUAUAUGUGAGCAGAUAUUUGGGUCAUUGCCAUACGUAUAUACCAAAGUGUGUAUCAUCAUUGUUAUUCCAAGUAUCAUUAAAUGAUAUAUAUUCUACAAAAAA
Molecule: messenger RNA, 3178 nt
Organism: Magallana angulata
Lineage: Eukaryota; Metazoa; Mollusca; Bivalvia; Ostreida; Ostreidae
Product: SR-related and CTD-associated factor 4-like
Exons: 2
Coding region: 441-2297 (618 amino acids)
Source: RefSeq, a predicted model, not a curated record